GCUAUGCUUUACUCGGCUGGUGUCCCCAAUAAGGAUAUGAUGAAGAAUGCGCCCCAUGUGGGAAUCGCUACUGUUUGGUGGGAGGGCAACCCGUGCAAAGGGCCGUUCAGAAGCAAAACAUGCUGCCCUGGCAGUUCAACACCAUUGGUGUGUCGGACGGCAUCACCAUGGGCUCGGAAGGUGGGUUGUUGGGACACAAUGGCUGGGCUUCACAUACUUACCACUCUCAUUGUAGGCAUGCGUUUCUCUCUGCAGUCCAGAGAGAUUAUCGCUGACAGUAUCGAAACGGUCACAUGCGCCCAACGCCAUGACGCCAACAUCAGCAUUCCCGGUUGCGACAAGAACAUGCCCGGUGUGAUCAUGGCCGCUGCUCGCCACAACAGACCUUUUGUCAUGAUCUAUGGCGGUACCAUGCGCAGAGGCCACUCCCAGCUUCUCGACAAACCCAUCAACAUCUCGACCUGCUACGAAGCUGUGGGCUCCUACAGAUACGGUGUGCUCAAGGCCAGCUGCAAGAAGCAGUCCGGUGCCGAGGCUACCGCCAGCGAGGUCAUGGACGAUAUCGAAGAGCAUGCCUGCCCCGGAGUUGGUGCGUGUGGCGGCAUGUACACGGCCAACACGAUGGCCACAGCCAUUGAAGCCAUGGGAUUGUGCCUUCCCGGGUCCUCGUCAUUCCCCGCCGAAUCUCCGCAGAAGAGAAGCGAGUGCGAGCGGGCCGCCGAGGCCAUCCGCAUCUGCAUGGAGAAGGACAUUCGACCCCGCGACCUGAUCACACGCCGGUCUUUCAUGAACGCCUUGAAGCUCACGAUGGUGCUCGGCGGAAGCACCAAUGCCGUUCUGCAUUUUCUGGCCAUGGCCAACUCGGCUGAUGUUGACCUCACUUUGGAGGAUAUCCACCGCGUCUCGGAGGCCACCCCGUUCCUGGCGGAUCUGGCCCCGUCUGGCAAGCAUUACAUGGAGGAUCUCUGCAACGUCGGUGGCACUCCCGCCGUCCUCAAGUAUCUGAUUGCUGUUGGCCUUAUCGACGGCGGCAUUCCCACCGUCACGGGCAAGACUCUUGCUGAGAACGUCUCGAGCUGGCCUUCGCUCGACCCCGGCCAGACCAUCAUUCGGGACAUUACGAAGCCCAUCAAGAAAUCGGGCCAUUUGCGUAUUCUCUACGGCAACUUUGCUCCCGGUGGCGCCGUGGCCAAGAUCACUGGCUUGGAAGGCGACUUCUUUACCGGCAGGGCCCGCGUGUUCAACAAGGAGCACGAGCUGAACAGCGCCCUUUCCGCGGGUCUCAUCAAGGAUGAGGAGGAGGGCCAGGUCUUGAUUGUUCGCUACGAGGGUCCCAAGGGCGGCCCGGGCAUGCCCGAGCAGCUCCAGGCCAGCGCCGCCAUCAUGGGUGCCGGCUUGAAGAAGAUUGCCCUUGUCACGGACGGGCGCUACAGCGGUGCCAGCCACGGGUUCAUUGUCGGCCACGUUGUUCCCGAGGCGGCUGUGGGCGGGCCCAUUGCCCUUGUGGAGGAUGGCGAUCUCAUCACUAUUGACGCUGUCAAGAACAGCAUUGAUAUCAUUGAGGCUUCGGGCAUCAAGGGCGCCGCGGGCAUUGCGGCGGAGCUGGAGCGUCGCCGACGGGGGUGGAAGCCGCCCAAGAUGAAGCCUGUGAGGGGCGUCCUGGCCAAGUAUGCCCGUCUUGUGGGCGAUGCCAGCCAUGGUGCUGUUACCGAUGCUGGCGGUCCGGCUUGGUAA
Molecule: messenger RNA, 1734 nt
Organism: Podospora anserina S mat+
Lineage: Eukaryota; Fungi; Ascomycota; Sordariomycetes; Sordariales; Podosporaceae
Exons: 2
Biological process (GO): branched-chain amino acid biosynthetic process
Cellular component (GO): mitochondrion
Molecular function (GO): dihydroxy-acid dehydratase activity
Source: RefSeq, a predicted model, not a curated record